Messenger RNA from Macadamia integrifolia, 3618 nucleotides. RefSeq names its product receptor-like protein kinase THESEUS 1. The transcript has a single exon. Bases 765 to 3311 code for a protein of 848 amino acids. Gene Ontology annotation, biological process: protein autophosphorylation. Gene Ontology annotation, cellular component: plasma membrane; plasmodesma. NCBI's taxonomy places the organism in Eukaryota, Viridiplantae, Streptophyta, Magnoliopsida, Proteales, Proteaceae. Gene Ontology annotation, molecular function: ATP binding; transmembrane receptor protein tyrosine kinase activity. The record is from RefSeq and is a predicted model, not a curated record.
AACCGCGUUAAAGUGGUGUCCGAGAGUCCGGGGGGAGGUCGGUCCCAGCAGACUAGCAGAACGAGCAAACCCCUUCCUUGUUAAACAGAUAUCCGUUUAUUAUUAUAAAACCGAAAAAUAAAAGAGUUCCUCUGUUGCUGAACUUCCAUGGCGUUUCACCCUUUUUAAUUCUUAGUUGUUUCAACUCUCAAGAUACUGAGUAUCAAAAGCAACCAAGAAUAUCUGCAGAAAUGGAGGUGAUUUAAGUCCAGAGCAAGCUCUGCAUUCUCAUUUUUUCCCUCUGGUGGGUCCGCUGCUUCUCUGUAAAUUACACCUUAAGCUACAGGCUGGAAAGGGCUGUUCGAGUUGCAGUGAAGCUUCAAAGGACGACUCUCUCAGUCCUAUGAGUGACAUUUCAUAUCAUGCCAACUGGGUUUUCUUUCGGAUCUAACCAGAAUCGCACAAUAGGUAAUGUUCCCUAAAGAAUCCGAGACUUGUCUCCUUUGAACUCUGAUUUUGUUAUAAUGUCUCCUUGGAGCUCUCUGGGUGUAGAACUCAUUCAGAGAGAUCCAGGAUUCUGAAAAUCUGUGAUCCCACUGGUUUUUUGGAGAAAUCGGCUUAUGAGAAUCCGUGCUAUUUGGAUGCCUGGGUUUGCUUAGUUUGGGCUUUCUGGAUUUGGUACCUGAGAUUUUGGUGCUUUGAUAGCUCACUAUGCAACUUCUGAAUAUUUGAGAAUAUAGUCCAGCAGUUUCGUUUCCUUUUUAGGGCUUUAAAGAUUUGAUUUAAUGGAAAUGGUGGAGAUGGAAACGAUGAGAUGGCUGCCUCUGAUUCUUUCUGUUCUUCUUGUUUUGUUUAACCUCCACGGCUCCUUUGCUGCAUUUUCUCCUGCUGAUAACUACUUAAUUGCUUGUGGUUCUCCACAAAAUGUCUCCUUCCAAGGUCGGACUUUUGCUCCAGAUUCAGUUCAAUCUUCUUUCGUAUUGAAGGGUCAGGGAAAUAGCGUGGCUGCUACCUCCAGUUCUAGUGUUCCUUCCCCAAUCUACCAGUCCGCCCGAAUUUUCGCUUCUACAGCUUCCUACAAAUUUAAAAUCCAGCAAGAGGGCCGUCACUGGGUACGUCUCUAUUUCUAUCCUCUUCCUGAUUCUGGCCACAACCUAGCAUCUGCCACGAUAACUGUGAUUACAGACGAUUUUGUUCUAUUGAAUAACUUCAGUUUCGAAAGCUACAAUAGUUCCUAUCUUUUUAAGGAGUAUUCAAUCAAUGUGACCUCCGAUACUUUGACUCUAACCUUCAUACCAAUGAACAACUCGGCCACAUUUGUCAAUGGGAUUGAAGUUGUUUCCGUCCCUGAUGUGUUGAUUCCUGACCAGGCACUGGUUCUAUUCCCCUCAUCCCCCUUUAAUGGUCUCUCUGAUCUUUCCCUCGAGACUGUUUUCCGAUUAAAUAUGGGGGGUCCUUUGCUCACUCCACAGAAUGACACCCUUGGUAGAAUUUGGGAGAAUGACAUGAAGUACCUCCAUGUGAAUAGCUCUGCUGUGAAUGUGUUGGUUAACCCUUCUACGAUAAGAUAUACCAUGUCUGUCACAUCUGAAAUUGCCCCCAAUUGGGUUUAUGCCACUGCAGAAUCCAUGGGAGAUCCUAAUGUUCCCAAUCAGAACUUCAAUGUGACUUGGGUUUUCCCUGUGGAUCCGAAUUUCAUGUAUUUCAUCCGGUUACACUUCUGUGACAUUGUGAGCAGGACUUUGUACGACCUUGUGUUCAAUGCUUAUAUCAACUCUGACACUGCCAUUUCUAGCCUGGAUCUAUCAACCCUAACUGGAAACUUGGCUACACCUUAUUACAAAGAUUUCAUCUCCAACUCGUCUAUCGACUCAGAUACUAUAACUGUUAGUGUAGGCCCAGACACAAUGGCAGACAUAACUGGUGCAAUUUUGAAUGGAUUGGAGAUAAUGAAGAUCAGCAAUGAUGCUAGAAGCUUGGAUGGGUUGAUUUCUGUUGAGGGACUAUUGCCCAAGUCCUCAAAGAACAGCAAGAUAGGGAUUAUAGUUGGAGCUGCUCUGGGAACUUUGGCUACUGUGGGUUUGAUAGCUUUUUGUUAUUGCUGCUUGAUAGUCCAUAGGUCAAAGACCACUCACCAAGGACCUUCUUGGCUGCCAUUACCCCUGUACGGGAACUCUCAAACCAUGACCAAAGUCUCCACAACCUCUCAGAAGAGUGGAACAGGAAGCUGCAUAUCAUUAGCCUCGUCAAACCUUGGUCGUUUAUUCAUGUUCCAAGAGAUCAUGGAUGCAACCAAUAGGUUUGAUGAGAGCUUGCUUCUUGGGGUGGGUGGGUUUGGUAAAGUCUACAAAGGGACACUUGAAGAUGGGACCGAGGUGGCUGUCAAGAGGGGAAACCCAAGAUCUGAGCAAGGUCUUGCUGAGUUCCGGACUGAAAUCGAGAUGUUAUCCAAGCUUCGCCAUCGCCACCUUGUCUCUUUGAUUGGCUACUGUGAUGAACGUUCAGAAAUGAUACUGGUUUAUGAGUACAUGGCAAAUGGACCUCUGCGAAGUCAUCUAUAUGGGACAGAACUCCCAUCUCUCUCAUGGAAGCAAAGGCUUGAGAUUUGCAUUGGAGCUGCUAGGGGGUUGCAUUAUCUCCACACUGGUUCAGCUCAAAGUAUAAUUCACCGAGAUGUGAAGACCACCAACAUUCUAUUGGAUGAGAAUUUUGUAGCCAAAGUUGCUGACUUUGGCCUUUCAAAGACAGGGCCUGCUCUGGAUCAGACCCAUGUGAGCACUGCUGUGAAGGGUAGUUUUGGAUAUCUUGACCCCGAAUACUUCAGAAGACAACAGCUUACGGAGAAGUCAGAUGUGUACUCAUUUGGGGUGGUUCUGAUGGAAGUCCUCUGCAGCAGACCUGCUCUGGACCCUGCGCUUCCAAGAGAACAGGUUAACAUAGCAGAGUGGGCGAUGAGCCAGCAGAAGAAAGGCAUGUUGGAUCACAUCAUAGACCCCACUUUGGUAGGGAAGGUGAUCAAUGCAGCAUCUCUCAAGAAGUUUGGCGAGACGGCUGAGAAGUGUUUAGCAGAGUAUGGGGUUGACAGGCCUUCAAUGGGAGAUGUAUUGUGGAAUCUUGAGUAUGCUCUCCAGCUUGAGGAAACUUCAUUAGCACUUACAGAGCCAGAAGAUAAUAGCACAAACCACAUCCCUGGUAUUCCAAUGACACCACUUGAUCCCUUUGAUCACAGUGCAAGUAUGAUUGAUGGGGUCAACGCAGGCACUAAUGAUGAUCCGGAAGAUACUGCCACCAGUGCUGUCUUUUCCCAACUAGUAAAUCCUCGGGGAAGAUGAGAAUGGAGAGAAGGCUCCAAUCUUGUUCUUGGCCGUGGGACUGGUAAAAAAAUGGAACUGGUGCUCCUGUUUUGGUUUGUAAUGUAAUGUAAUUCAGUUGUAGUAGCCAAGAGUUGAGUAGAAAUUCUGCCAAAGUUACUCUCGUUUGGAAGUUUACAUUGUUUUGGUUUUGGUUUUAACUAAGCCUGGUUUCAGUUUCCAAUGUGGCCUUAAACCAUUUCCUAGAUUUUGAUUGUAAAUUUUAUUUCACAAUGAUAAUGGGAAAUAAGGAACGGCUUAGUCUGCCACUGCAGCAAUUCUUACCAAA